Molecule: messenger RNA, 839 nt
Organism: Triticum urartu
Lineage: Eukaryota; Viridiplantae; Streptophyta; Magnoliopsida; Poales; Poaceae
Gene: GILP
Product: GSH-induced LITAF domain protein
Molecular function (GO): zinc ion binding
Source: RefSeq, a predicted model, not a curated record
GUCCGUUCCAAGCCUCGACGCGUCUGUCUGUCAUCGCACGGCACAGAAGGCAGAACCCCCCAACCACGACCGGCGACCGCGCACCGCCCGGCCAGAUCCCCGCCCGCCGGCAGCGACCAUGGCGGCGACCAAGGCCGCCGGCGAGGAGCCGGCCCUCGGCAUCCCGUACAACCCGGCGCAGGCCCAGGGCAGCUACUACUACCCGCCGGACCCCUACGCGGCGGGGCGGGUGCCGCCGAACGCGAUCUACGCCGGCGCGCCCAAGGGGGUGCCCCUGCAGCACACCAUGUUCCGCGACACGCCCGCCCCCUUCCACUGCCAGUCCUGCGGCGACGCCGCCGUCACCUCCGUCCGGUCGAAGCCGAGCGUCGCAUCAGUUGUGGCUUGCAUGAUGCCAUUCUUUCUGGGCGUGUGCUUCCUGUGCCCCUCCAUGGACUGCCUCUGGCACAAACAGCACUACUGCCCCAGCUGUGGAGAAAUGGUGGCUGAGUUCAAGAAGGACGAUCCAUGCAUCGUCAUCGACCCAACCAGCUGGACCGAGCCGAGCUUUGCCGUGCCUGCUUAGAGCGCUCACAUGAACUGCCUGAUAUGAAUAUAUGAUAUAGUUUCCAACUGUGUGUUGUUCUUGUGUGACCUGUACAUAAAUAAAAUGGCUACUUUGUCAUUGUAUCAUGUAGCAUGUUGUUUCUUAGUUUGUGUCCACUGUCUGCUGGGUAAUGCUUGACUUUGUUCUGUUUGGAUUGCCACGGAUGUGUAUCCCUCCACCUAGUGGGAUUCUUUCUCUUGUGUCUUUGUCUUAGAUAUUUUCCUUAUAGUUAUUAUCACUGACUUGUUGAUCA